AUGGAGACCUACGAGGAAAACCCAUCUCAAAUCGACAGCUCACAUGUCAUGAGUGUUCUGAAGAGGAUCAAGAAAAGAAAAUUCCAGGCCGAGCAAUUGGGCUUGCCAAUACCAAAGCAUAAAUGCUGGGAACGAAUUUUUCCUUCUGAUGAACCUGUCUCCAUGUUUGAUCAAAAUCCGGAAGUAAAGAACAUGCAGACAUGUGCAACAAAGGGAAAAGUAGAGGGAGUGAUCCUGGAUGGUGGGUCUGAAUCUGAAUCAGGAAAAGGUAGCAACAGUUUUGCUGGAGAUUCUGAUUCUGCAACAUCGGUUUAUGUUGAAGCUAAACUAGAACCGGUGUAUGCAAGGGCAUGCCUAAAUGACAGGCCUUCCACUUCAUAUGCGAAUGAAGUGCAUCAGCCUACAUAUCCUGAUGGUGAGAUACAAGCAUUUGAGAAUUAUGACGAGCACCUCCAAGAAUUUGGAAACCAGGUGGAUUACAUUUUCUCAGAAUAUGGAGAUGACUGCAUUGAGCAGUGUAAAGACAACGAAUUUGAAGAUGUUAUAUACCCCAUUGGUUCGAACCCAAAUAAAUACAUACUUUCAUCUGGAAGAUGGAGUGUGAAUCAAGAUAAUUCAGACGUUCAAUCAGCUAGCAACAGGAAGCCAACCAUUGAUCAAGAAUUCGAGCAGUAUUUUUCCACGCUAAUGCUGUAG
Prunus armeniaca (apricot) is the source of this 696-nucleotide messenger RNA. NCBI's taxonomy places the organism in Eukaryota, Viridiplantae, Streptophyta, Magnoliopsida, Rosales, Rosaceae. The record is from the annotation of a GenBank genome assembly.